AAAAUUACUAAAUACUAAAGAGAGGAAAACAUGGAUUAAACCCAAACCUGUCAUCAGAACUUCAUUAACCUGCAUAAGUGUGAAGAUACUGGGUCGCCAUGGAGACAGGGGCUCCUGAGGUGUCUAACCAGCGUGGUGAGAAGACAAAUUUAAGUUUUCGCGCAGAUGCUAAACCAGGCUAUGGCUCCAUAGCCAGGGACCCAACAGACAAGUCCAAAUCCUCACCGGAGGAUGCAACUGUCAUCUCCCCGGGACGGGGACGAAUAGCUGUAGCAGUUCUGUGCUACAUCAACCUGCUUAACUACAUGGAUCGCUACACAAUCGCAGGUGUUCUACCCAGCAUCCAAAAGUUCUUUGGCAUCAGUGAUAGCACAUCAGGCUUGCUACAGACAGUUUUCAUCUGCAGUUUCAUGCUGUUGGCGCCCAUUUUCGGUUACCUGGGCGACCGCUACAACAGGAAACUUAUCAUGAUCGGCGGGCUGUGCGCAUGGCUUGUGAUGACCCUUAGCAGUUCUUUCGUAACGGAGUCGCAAUUCUGGCUGCUGGUUUUGUUGAGGGCGUUUGUUGGUACAGGGGAGGCUAGCUACUGCACCGUCGCCCCAACUAUCAUUGGAGAUCUGUUUACUGGCUCCAGGAGAACUCUGAUGAUCUCCUUCUUCUACAUCUUCAUCCCCGUGGGGAGUGGCCUUGGAUACAUUCUGGGAGCUACACUGGCAACUGCAACUGGGGACUGGCGUUGGGCGCUGAGACUCAACCCCAUACUGGGUUCAGUGGGACUUUUAUUACUGGUUUUCUUCGUCCCAAACCCUCCUCGAGGAGCUGCAGAGACGCACGGAAGGAUCCAUAUCGAGCACACGUCAUAUUUAGAGGACAUCAAAUACCUGUUAAAGAAUCGGAGUUUUGUGUGGUCCUCUCUUGGCGUGACAGCCAUGGCGUUUGUUACAGGAGCCUUGGCUUUCUGGACACCCACCUUCCUGUCUCGGGCUCAGGUCAUCCAAGGAAUCAGAGAACCGUGCUCUAAGGAACCAUGUGACACCACAGACAGUUACAUAUUCGGAGCGAUCACGGUGGUGACGGGGAUUGUGGGAGUUAUCAUCGGCAGCUGCAUAUCCAAGAAACUGAAAAACAGGGUUCCCAAUGCAGACCCUCUGAUCUGCGCAGUGGGCAUGCUUAGCUCCGCCCCCUGCUUCUUCAUCGCCAUCGUCCUGGCAUCCACCAGCAUCCCAGCCACAUACGUUUUCAUCGCUCUGGGGGAGAUUCUGCUGUCUCUGAACUGGGCUAUUAUUGCUGACAUCCUCCUGUAUGUAGUAGUGCCAACCAGGAGAGCUACAGCAGAGGCCCUGCAAAUUAUGGUCUGUCAUCUCCUUGGCGACGCAGGAAGCCCAUACCUCAUUGGGGCGAUCUCUGACAGGCUGAAGGCGAUGAAGCCGGACUUGUCCAGCUGGAGUUUCCGCAGUCUGGAGUACAGUGUUCUCCUCUGUCCCUUCAUCGGCGUUCUGGGCGGGCUCUUCUUUCUCCUCACCGCGCUCUAUAUCAAAGAGGACAGGAAAGCCGUCCAGCUGCUUACCACAGGAGAGGACUCUCAGCAAGUCGACUCUGUGACAGAAUCGACCUAAACCUCAGUGCUCAGGGUUAAUCUAGAACAUUCCAGGACUGAGUGUGUGCUGAGCGGA
Chanos chanos (milkfish) is the source of this 1673-nucleotide messenger RNA. It is a transcript of the gene spns3, whose product is annotated as SPNS lysolipid transporter 3, sphingosine-1-phosphate (putative). The record is from RefSeq and is a predicted model, not a curated record. Gene Ontology annotation, biological process: transmembrane transport. The transcript has 13 exons. Gene Ontology annotation, molecular function: transmembrane transporter activity. Gene Ontology annotation, cellular component: membrane. The coding region runs from base 99 to 1616 and encodes 505 amino acids. NCBI's taxonomy places the organism in Eukaryota, Metazoa, Chordata, Actinopteri, Gonorynchiformes, Chanidae.